ACUUGUCAUGCAGAGCUUAAGGAGCAGUGCACUUUAAGGAGAUCCACUUUGGUGUCACAGAUUCACUGAGAGUCCAUCAAGCCUGGUGUGGUUUUGCUCCUUCAGCCAGGUGAGAGGAAGAUGACCCAUGUAACGAAGUCAACAACAGCUGGUGAUACAACUGUGGACAGCAGCCCAGCCGGAGUGAUCUCAGAGGACCUUCAUGAGGGAUUGAGUAUUUUAAUUCCACAAUCAUCCCCCACCAGCUACAAACAGAGGAGUGAGGAGUUCAAGAAGACUUUUAAAGAGGUCUCUGAGUCAGAAAGACUCAUCGUAGAAUACACCUGUGCUCUGCAAAAAGAAAUAUUACUUCAAGGACGUUUAUUUCUCACAGAGAACUGGAUCUGUUUCCACAGUAAUGUAUUUUGGGGAACUAAGAUUACGGUGAAUAUGAAAGAUAUUACGUCUAUGUCGAGGGAGAAGACAGCUCGACUGAUACCAAACGCCAUUCAGAUCGUUCAGUCCAAUGCAGAAAAGCUCUUCUUUACAUCUUUUGCUGCAAGGGAGAAAAGUUACCAGAGCAUUUUUCGUCUAUGGCAAAAUUUUCUAUUAGAGAAGCAAUUGACCAGUCAAGAGCUGUGGCAGAUGGUCAAACAGCAUUAUGGCAAUGACUUGGGGUUGAGCCAGGAAGAGAUGGAAAGUAUGCAGAUGAUGGUAGACACAGUUGCACAUAACCAGCCCAGCUUGAACAUGAAAGCAGACGACCACGCAGUAAAACUGGAGAGACCUUCCUCUCUGCGACUUCCUCAGAUCGAGCAGACGUCACUUGAGACCUCGACACCGCAGGGAGAUGACACACAGUCGUCCCUCGGACUGCAGAGCAUGCUGUCUCCGAACAGGGAUGAUGUGCGGAGCACGCCGUCUCAGCCACGGAGUCCUAAUCUGUCCCUGGACCGCUUCAGCAAUGAACGAGCGUCCAAGCACUCUUCUCUGUCCUUGGAUCUGAAUGCCAAUGAGGGCCGACUCUCAGAUAAUAGUCUGUCUGAUAGCAUGGAGGAAGAGCGAGAUUAUCUGUCUCAGGCAUCUCAGGGAAGGCUGUACAUGAACAGGGUUUUUCGUUUCAGCGCUGAGAAAAUGUUUGAGCUGCUUUUCACCGAUUCAUAUUUUGCCCGGCGUUUUAUGACUGACAGGAAGAUCACUGGUGCAACCUCUACGUCUUGGCAAAGGGACGCCUCUGGCUCUAUGAAGAGAAGUUUAAAUUACACCAUCACUAUCAACAACCCGUUAGUGGGGAAGUUUUCCACUGCAACAGAAAACCAGACUUUAUAUAAGGAAUCGAGGGAGGGUCAGUACUACUUGGUGGAUUCAGAAGUCUACACUCAUGACGUCCCAUAUCACGACUACUUCUACACUCUGAAUCGCUACUGCAUCAUACGCAACUCGAAGCACAAGUGUAGACUUCGGAUUUACACUGAUGUAAAGUACAAGAAGCAGCCAUGGGGAUUUGUGAAGUCUUUUAUCACCAAAAAUUCUUGGAGUGGACUGGAGGACUACUUUAGGCACCUUGAGGCGGAACUUCUUGAGGAGGAGGCAGAAUUGACUCAAGGGUCCGGAGACGUAGGGAAAGGCGGCUUGCGGAGGAGGCGGAGGACCUACAGUCGCACCUUGCAGGAGCACAAGAGACCCAGCAGGCAGUACAGUGUAGAUCCCGAGCAGCAAAGAGAAAGCUCCAUUGGUGCAGCAGACACACAGAACAAACAAAAGUGGAACAUUACAUCCAUUAUAGUCGGAAUGAGCUUAAUACUGUUGAUUCUGACCAUACUGAAUCUGGGACUGUUCUUCAAGCUGUGGGCCAUGGAGGACGUGGCACACCGUAUGUAUCUAAGCACAAAGCAGCGCAUGAGGGAAAGAGCCGAGGGCAGUCUGGCACCUGACCUGGGCCCUCGACAGACAGCAUUCCACAGGAGUCAGGAGGAGUCCCGCCUACUGAGGGCUGUGCUACAGGACUCCAUCAAUUUGCUAGAGCAGUUACGCAACUCUCUCGUGGUGCUUCAACAGAACUUCCAGGGGUCCAAUAAGACCGCCACUCAGCUAUGACAUGCUACCUUGUGACCCACAGAGUGCAUGGGAAUUUGGCCCACAAGGCUUAGCCCAUAUCAGGGGACGUUGGCAUAGGCAACGGUUUCCUCGGGUGUUACUACCUCAGGCCUUCUGUGCUGUGGAUAUUUUUGAGCCAUGUGCAGGUGUGUAGGGAUUUGUGGUAUCACAGGGAGCGAUGCAGGUCCAUCGCUCCUGCAGAUUGAGAGCUCAGGGUACAUUUAAAUUCACAGGUGUUGCCUUUACCCUUCUGAUUGUAGCAUAAAUGCUUGCAGUCAUCUACCUUAAUUAUUGAAUGUAUCCUGGUUCUGUCUGAUUUGCACAGGAGUUGUUAACGCCUUUGUUUAUAAACUCUCUGUAGGGCUGUGUGAGUGAGUGAGGGAAUGGGUGUGUGAGUGAGGGAAUGGGUGUGUGAGGUAGUGAUUGUGUGUGUGAGGGUGUGUGUGUGAAGGAGGGUGUGGGUGUGUGUGUGAGAGGGUGAAGGUGUGUGGUUGUGUGAGUGUGAGGUUUUGUGUGUGAGAAUAAUGACCAUUCCGUUAUCCAAGGCAUGACCUAGCGUAUUUUUACCAUGUUGGUAAAUCUUCUAAUGAUUAAAAUGAAAAAAUUGUUUCUAGAAAUAUUUGCACCUCUGAACUGUUAAUUGAUAUUCUGCCUGGUUGUAUACGACACACUACAGAUGGAGGCAGAAUACAGAUUUUUAAUUUCCAUAAUCUGCAGUGGUGUUUUUAUUUUUUUUUUUUAAAUAAAUGUUCUGGUAUAUUUUAUGUUCCUCUGGAGAAAUAUGUGUAACACAAAUUUAUAAAUAAUGUAGACUGGGUGUAUAUAAUUGUAGUUGAUUUUAUAAAUACAUUUUUAGCUGUAAGUUGUUUACACUACAUUUUGAUGUCAUUUUAAUUGUACAGAAGGUUAGACAGACACAAAUAGUAGUAAUACCGUUUGCACACAAAUUCUCUGAAGAUGGUAGAUUUGAAAUAAUGUUGUGGUCAUUUUUUUUUUUAUUUAAAUGAAAUGAAUGUCUAAGCUAAAUCUUGUAAAUUUAUCCUCAGGAAUUAUUUUUUCUCCUAUAUGGAAACAAAUUGUGUGAUGUCUAUUUAUGCCUUUAAAUAAAAGCCCCAUAUGUGGUGAUUUUGUGAUUAUAA
Molecule: messenger RNA, 3215 nt
Organism: Tachysurus vachellii
Lineage: Eukaryota; Metazoa; Chordata; Actinopteri; Siluriformes; Bagridae
Gene: gramd1c
Product: GRAM domain containing 1c
Exons: 17
Coding region: 121-2076 (651 amino acids)
Biological process (GO): intracellular sterol transport
Cellular component (GO): plasma membrane; endoplasmic reticulum membrane; endoplasmic reticulum-plasma membrane contact site
Molecular function (GO): sterol transfer activity; sterol binding
Source: RefSeq, a predicted model, not a curated record